AUGGCGUCGAAUGCGAGCUUACCCGGGACCAAUCCCGGAGGCUCAUUCAACAAACUACACUCCAACACGCAGGAUGUGUUGAGCGCUGCCCGUUCGACGCCCGAGUUUCAAAAUGUAGAGCACGAAGCAAAAGAGCGCAGAAUGGCGCAAAUGAUGGCUGAUCAGAUGUCGAUGCCCAUGACCGUCAACGAGAUCUCCGUCACCGGCGCGACCAACAUUCGCCGCGGAUUCCUCGACCCCAUAUUCGCCCCUCUGCUUUGCGACUAUCCAAAUGCACCGUCCACCGUUGGCGAGGUGCUCGCCAAGUUGCAGGCAGCAAGCACAAAGCUCUCUGGGUUGCAAAUAUUGCGGGAGCCGCCGAGCGUAUAUCUAUCCCAGUCUAGUCAAGUCGAUCCCUCUGCAAGCCCGUCCGAUGUCAACAUUUCCAUGGGCCUUCGCGAACUGCCUCGCUUCAAGCUCCAAACCGGAACCGACGUGGGCAACGGCGAGGGCUCAGCAUACGGCUCUCUCCUGUGGCGGAACAUGUUUGGCGGCGCCGAAAUGCUCACUCUGAAUGCCAAGGCGGGGACACGUACGAGGUCGGCAUAUAGUGCCAACCUAAGUGCGCCGGUGCUAAGUGAUCCUGGCAUGAGGAUCUCUGUGGAGGGUCUAGCGUCUGCAGCCGAGAAGCCGUGGGCAUCGCAUGAGGAAGUCGUCAAGGGCGGCUCUCUGCGAUUCUCGUGGCUGAACGACCAAAGCGACACGCACGCAGUUGAAUAUUCCGGGUCAUGGCGUCAAGUGACAGGGCUCUCCGCAGUCGCCAGCCCAACCGUGCGACAAGACGCCGGCAAUACGGUCAAGAGCGCCAUCAAACACACGUUUUUCAGAGAGAGGCGGGACAACCCACAGCUCCCGCAAGAUGGGUACAUGCUACGAUCCAUGUGGGAAGUGGCAGGAGUUGGUCCCCUGGCAGGUGACGUCGCCUUUUCCAAGAGCGAAGUGGAGAUGAGCGGCGCCGUUCCUGUCCCACUGCCUGGCAUCCAAGGCCGCACGGGCAUUUCCAUCGGUGCCGGUCUGCGGAUGGGGCUGCUCUGGCCCCUGCCACUCGGAUACAGCCUCGGCAGUGAGGCGCUCCCGAGCCGUAUCAAUGACCGCUUUCUGCUCGGAGGCCCAACGGACGUUCGCGGUUUCAAGCUGGGCGGGUUGGGACCUCAUGAUGGCCAGGACUCUGUGGGUGGAGACGUUUUUGCUGCGGGAAGCGUCAACAUGCUGCUUCCGCUGCCAUACAAGGGACCCGACUCGGGGCUGCGAUUCCAGCUCUUCGCCAACGGCGGACGCCUUGUGGCGCUCGAGGAUAAGGACAGGGGGAAGACGACGGGCUCGCAAAGCAUAAGCGCCAAAGCCGUACGCGACGGCAUGCUGCGUGCUGUCGGGGGUCUCUUGAACGGCGCUCCCAGCAUGGCCGCGGGUGUGGGCCUUGUCUACGCACAUCCCGUGGCGAGGUUUGAGCUGAACUUUAGCUUGCCGCUUGUGCUGAGGAGAGGAGAGAUUGCAACCAAGGGGCUGCAGAUGGGCGUGGGCAUCAACUUUCUGUAG
Hirsutella rhossiliensis is the source of this 1575-nucleotide messenger RNA. RefSeq names its product surface antigen domain-containing protein. Lineage: Eukaryota; Fungi; Ascomycota; Sordariomycetes; Hypocreales; Ophiocordycipitaceae. Gene Ontology annotation, biological process: protein insertion into mitochondrial outer membrane. The record is from RefSeq and is a predicted model, not a curated record. The transcript is spliced from 4 exons. Bases 1 to 1575 code for a protein of 524 amino acids. Gene Ontology annotation, cellular component: outer membrane; SAM complex.